Messenger RNA from Tachysurus vachellii, 2647 nucleotides. RefSeq names its product histamine receptor H2b (gene hrh2b). Gene Ontology annotation, molecular function: G protein-coupled receptor activity. The transcript is spliced from 3 exons. Gene Ontology annotation, biological process: adenylate cyclase-activating adrenergic receptor signaling pathway. Lineage: Eukaryota; Metazoa; Chordata; Actinopteri; Siluriformes; Bagridae. The record is from RefSeq and is a predicted model, not a curated record. Bases 378 to 1361 code for a protein of 327 amino acids. Gene Ontology annotation, cellular component: membrane.
GUAGGUAUAAGGCUUACAUUUAAAUGCCUCAGACUCGUUUCUGCUAAAUUUGAGCGAGGAUGUUAUGUGCUGUAUGAGCCUAGGGGUGGGAGGGGACAUGAGGAGACAAAGUGUGAGGUUGAGGACAAGUGAGUGAGAGACAGAGAGAGAGAGAUAGAGAGAGAGAGAGAGAGAGAGAGAGAGAGAGAGAGAGAGAGAGAGAGGCAAAAGUGCAAAGGGAAGAAAGAAGAUUUAAAUGCAGAUUGCAGGACGAAGGAUCCUGGAGAAAUGAACACACUUUGGACUGCAGGACUCACAACGCACACUCGUACGACCCUGAUUCUGAUUCCAGCACAUUGUCGAUGAAGGCAAGCGUUCAGCGUUGACUGCAGGGAGUCAUGGUCUCCAUGUAUUUCCGUUGGUUGGUCCUUGUGAUGUUCAUCGCAUUCACCGUCGCUGGAAACGUGUUGGUGUGUUUAGCGGUUUGUACGAGUCGCCGUCUUCACCGUAUCAGCAGCUGCUUUGUGGUUGCUCUUGCUGUGACGGAUCUGCUAGUCGGCCUGCUUGUGCUUCCUCUCAGUGCCACAUUAGAGCUGCACAACGGUCGCUGGCCAUUAGGGGGCACCGUUUGCAACAUCUAUCUCUCUGCAGAUGUGACAUUAGGCACCGCUUCGAUCUUCACGUUGCUCGCCAUCAGUGUAGAUCGUUACAUGGCUAUUUCUGCGCCACUCAGCUACACAACGAGGCUUACACCAGCACGAGCUGCAGCAGUGAUUCUGGUUAUUUGGAUCGCUUCCCUUACAGUGGCCUUCGCUCCCAUCCACAUGGGCUGGAACACAGUAGAUUUCCAAGUGCAGAACAACGACUGGAGAAUGGGAGAUGAGGGAGACAAGGGUCGGACUUGCCGUUACGAGUGGAACAAUAAUUACGUGCUGCUCGUCGCCUUCUGCAUCUACUUCUUCCCUCUGCUGCUCAUGUGUGGGAUGUACCACCGCAUCUUCAGCAUGGCACGUGAACAGGUCCGUCGUAUUCGUGCAGCCACUCCAUCCGGCACUCGUUCAUCAACAUGUCUGAGGGGGGCCACACUAAGGGAACACAAAGCCACCGUGACUCUGGCUGCCGUGCUUGGAGUCUUCAUUGUCUGCUGGCUGCCGUACAUCGUCUUCUUCACCUGCAUGGGCCUGAGGCAUGAGACGGAGCCACCACAAGUCGCGCACUCCAUAGUGCUCUGGCUGGGUUACUUCAACUCGGCCCUGAACCCAAUCCUGUACCCUGCCCUGAACCGAGACUUCAGACAUGCCUACGGUCAUCUGCUGCACUGCAGGAAGCCACACAAGAAUGUCCAACAAAACCCCAGGAAAAGAAAGAAGCAUCUUUUCUAACAAGUUUCAGAGUGAAAACAAAUGCAGCAAUCUCCACCAGGAAGAUGUGAAUGAUGACGCAAGACCAGAACAUUCCACUUAGCAUUUAUAUUCACAUUUGCUUUAAUUUUGUGCCUGAAUAAAUAACAUUGACACAAACAUAACAUGUCAAAGAAAACAAGAGGAUAUCUGGAAUAAACGUAUGGUCCGAGUUCUUCAUGUCUCCUUGAUUGGUGUGUAUGUAGAUGGAACUCCUUUGAUGAUGCCUUCUUAGGACUAAAGUGGAUGAAAACACAAGCAUCGACAGAGUGAGGUGACAUGGUGCUUAUUUUUAAUAAGAUAUGGCCAUGAGAUAAUGCUGAUAAGUCUGAUAUUCCACAGUAUAUGAAGUCAUGUGUCUCAAGAAGUCAUGGCUACAAGAUACCAGUGAACUCUGAAUGUCUGAUGUGGCACUGAAAUAUUAUCUCAUAGCAUUAAUGUAUAAUCUCGUGGCUUUACCAUGUCUCACUGUAUUAUCUCUUGGUCACAGUAUAUUGUCUUGUGGCCUGAGUAUAUUAUCAUGUUGCUUCAAUUUAUUAUCUCAUGGACUCAAUGUAUUACUUAUUAGCCUCAAAUUUAAAUUUGUCACUUUAUUAUGUCUUAUCUCAUGUAAUCAAUGUAUUAUCUCGUUUAAUAAAUGUAUUAUCUCAUGGUUUUUAUAUAUUACCUAGUGCCACAGAUGUAUUAUCUUAUGGCCUCAAUGUAUUACUGGUAGCCUUACAAUACGAACUCAACUUCUAAAUUUAUUAUCUCAUUUCCUCAGUAUAUUAUCUCAUGGCUAAGUGUAUUAUUAAGUGGCCUCAAAAUAUUAACUUUUUGCUUUAUUGCAUUAUUUCAUGGGCUUUUCUUUUAGCCCUUAACAUAUUAUCUCAUAGCAUAAGUACAGUAUAUUAUCUUAAAGUAUUAACUCAGGGCUUAUUUAUUUUACAGAUUGGCCUUGAUACAUUAUCUCAUGGUCACAAUAGAUAAAAUCUCUGUGUUUUAUCUUGUCAAUUUAAUUUAUUAUCUCAUGGCCUCAUUGUAUUAUCUCAUGGCAUAAAUAUAUUAAAUGUAGCUACACCUUAUUAAAAAUAAGUCUCCUCAGCAGGCUGGAAGGUUUAGCAUUUGUCCUAAAUUUAGUUUUUCUGGCUUUCCAAUGCUACAACGAUUAAAAGAAGUUUUUUUUGUGUGUAAUGCUAGCUACAUUAUUUUAAUGUUUCAACUCCUUGUUAUAGACUGAAAUGAACUCAUUUGUAAAUAGAAACACCAAGUGAAUGUGAAUUCUGAGA